AUGGAGAAAGUGUCCCUCAGACGCUGGUUUGACCGAGUGGACGACACCGUGAUCCUGGGAGCGCUGCCGUUCAGAUCCAUGACAAAACAGAGCAGUGUUUCCUCUUUUUUAACAAUUAGGGGUGGUGGCCUGGUCCCCGGCGGGGGAUUGAAUGAAUGUGAGUUUUGUGUGAUUAGAGCUGUCGUUGUUGAAUUGUCCUCUUUUCUUUAUGCAGCCACCGUCAGGCCCAAGGAUGCCGUCACUCACAACCAGCUGACAGCGUUUGGGGAGUAUGUGUCCGAAAUGAUGCCCAAAUACAUCCAGCAGGUUCAGGUGACCUGUUAUAAUGAGCUGGAGGUGAUGAUCCAUCCUGAUGGCGUUGUCCCUGUGCUGACCUUCCUGAGGGACCACACCAACGCCCAGUUCAGGAACAUGAUCGACCUGACGCCUGUCGACAUCCCCUCACGGCAGAACCGCUUUGAGAUUGUGUACAACCUGCUGUCGCUGCGCUACAACUCCCGUAUCCGUGUUAAGACGUACACAGAUGAGUUAACCCCUGUGGACUCUGCUGUGCCGGUCCACAUGGCUGCAAACUGGUACGAGAGGGAGCUGAGUCAGAACCUGCAGGCCCAGUCUGAAGAGUCAGCAUUUAUUUAUUUGAAUCCCACGUCAGUCUUUCUCAGUGGGGACUAAAAAAAGGGGGGGAAAAAACCUGGGUUCAAAUGACUGACAACUAGAAGAAGUUUUGGAUUUGUUUCAGUAGAUUGUUUCAUCCUGCAGCCAUGAAACAGUCUGUGAUGGCUGCAAAAUAAUGUUCAGGGGAAAUGAGACAACUUCAACUCAGUCAAGUUUGUAUGUAUUGCACGUUUAAGACAGCGUCUGCUGGCGCACUCACACUAGGCCCAGUUGUCCCGUACCGUGCUAAAGCCAAUCGCUUCGUCCAAGCAUGCCAGGGGAAGUGUAUCGUGCACUAGUCAAAUGAACUGGACUUUAGGGGUGAAGCAUGUGAGUGCGCCCUAAGAGGCAGAACCAGACUCAUGAUGGACAGCCGUCUGCUGAGAUUGUGUUGGGAUAGAGGGAGAUGCAGGAAGAAGAGAAGGAUAGAGACAAACAACAAAGAAUACGAUCUAUUUAUAGCUACAAUGUCAGUUGACCCUAACCCUAACCCUAACCCUAACCUUUUAAAUUUGUUAUAAAAAAACUGAAUUCCUCUUUAGCGAGUCAAAUAGAUUAGCUGGAGUAAUUGUGUGAUUUUGGCGUUUCUGUGUGUUUUGCCAGGUGUGGGACAUGUUCGGUGUGUUCUUCGCCAACCACCCAGACCUGAGGCGUAUUCUGACCGACUACGGCUUCGAGGGUCAUCCCUUCAGGAAGGACUUUCCUCUCUCGGGAUACGUGGAGGUGAGUGCUGACAACAACACGUCCUGCUGCAACAGUGCAGCUUGGUCUGUUUUAAUCUGCCUCAUCGGUGAAUUAAUCAUUUUGUUUCCUUCCAAAAAUAAAUGCAGUAGUAUUGGCAUGGUGUCAGUGAGACUGGCAGGAUGGAAGCUGUGCCCAGACGUUUAGUCUCAACCUCUGCUGGAGCCUGUGUUUGUGUUUUUUUAUUCAAUUAUUUAUAGAGCUCAUGGUAAUGAAGUCAGGGCUCCCACCGGCCCUGAACACAUCCUCUAUAGUUCCUGCCAAGAAAGGAUAAUUUAUCCUCAAAGUACUUUCAGUAGUACUUUAAGUGCAUCUAUUUCCUUGAAGGAAUAAAUAAUUAAAUUAGCCUCUUAGAUCUGGUUUUAAAAAUGUAUCAUCUGGUCAGGAUCUCAUAAAAGAAAAAGCUCCUUGUGGAUUAUUUCUUGUUACAUUUUUGAGUUUUUUUUUAGUCUUUGGGAUGCAUCAAUGAUAACCUCAAAAACCCUCAAACUGCUUUGAAGAGAUGUAAACAUGCAUUCAUAUUGACAACUGACGCGUGUCUCCCUCCUCAGGUGCGCUAUGAUGACAAGGUGAAGCGCGUGGUGGCUGAGCCCGUGGAGCUGUCGCAGGAGUUCAGGAAGUUUGACCUGAACACGCCCUGGGAGGUUUUCCCGGCGCACAGGGAGCCCAAAGACGCCCCGCCCAAACUGGAGGCUGGAGAGGCUCCUGAGAAGAAAUGACGUCCCUCAUGAUUCAUCCCCACGUUCUGUCUGUCCGAGUCAUUUUGGGAUCCCCCGCCCCCCAACUGAACAAAGCCACCUGAAUAUUUAUGUAAAUAAAACUAAGAAUAAAACAAUCCUGAAAAGAGA
This is a messenger RNA of Labrus mixtus (cuckoo wrasse), 2243 nucleotides long. Its product is annotated as NADH dehydrogenase [ubiquinone] iron-sulfur protein 3, mitochondrial-like. Bases 1 to 672 code for a protein of 223 amino acids. Lineage: Eukaryota; Metazoa; Chordata; Actinopteri; Labriformes; Labridae. The transcript is spliced from 4 exons. Gene Ontology annotation, molecular function: NADH dehydrogenase (ubiquinone) activity. The record is from RefSeq and is a predicted model, not a curated record.